Molecule: messenger RNA, 1968 nt
Organism: Drosophila sulfurigaster albostrigata
Lineage: Eukaryota; Metazoa; Arthropoda; Insecta; Diptera; Drosophilidae
Gene: MFS15
Product: putative inorganic phosphate cotransporter
Exons: 4
Coding region: 246-1742 (498 amino acids)
Biological process (GO): monoatomic anion transport; transmembrane transport
Cellular component (GO): plasma membrane
Molecular function (GO): transmembrane transporter activity
Source: RefSeq, a predicted model, not a curated record
UCAGCUGUUCAACAGUGUUUGCUAACCAUCACCAGAGAGCAAAGUGAAAACAAAAAAGAACGAAAACAAAAACAAAGCGCAACUCCGCUGCGCAGUCUGCAUUUGCUGAUGCAUUUUCCGUGUAUUUUGCGAGUCACGAAAUGAUUAGACGACCAGGCAACGCCAACGAGAUCGCAACAGCAACAACUACGCAACAGACGUUGCAAAAGGGGCCACGACAUUAAUUCUUGCCGAUACUGAACAAUAUGGCUAUCGGCUGCUUCGAUUGCUGCAGUCGCACAGGCUACGACAGCAUUGGCAAUACAGGUCCGCGCUUUGGUGUGCGUCAUCUACAAUGCGUGCUGGUCUUCUUUGGCCUGGCUGUUGCGUAUGGAAUGCGGGUUAAUCUCUCGGUUGCCAUUGUGGCCAUGACCGAUUGCAAUGCCACCAAUCCCAAUUUCCCCGAGUUUGACUGGAACGAGAGCACCAAGUCGUAUCUGCUGAGCAGCUUCUUCUGGGGCUAUGUGGUCACCCAGGUGCCAGGCGGUUAUCUGUCGGCAAUCUUUGGCGCCAAGUACAUGCUACUCGUUGGCGUCUUCAUCUGCUCCUGUCUGGCCUUGCUGACGCCGUUCUGCGCUUUGUUCGGCGGCUGGAAGCUGCUGGUGGUGCUCCGUGCCGCUCAAGGUCUUUGCCAGGGCGUCAUCUUUCCAUCCACACACACAUUCCUCUCGAAAUGGGCACCUGCCGAGGAGCGUGGCCGUCUCGUUGGCUACUGCUAUUCGGGCUCACAGUUUGGCACAGUCGUCAUGCUGUCGGUUAGCGGUUAUAUUGCCUCCUCGCCGCUGGGCUGGCCCAGCAUAUUCUACUUCUCCGGUUGUGCGGGCAUUCUGUGGUCCAUUAUAUGGUUUUUCCUAUGCGCCAGCACACCAGCGCAGCAUGCCACGAUUACGCCCAACGAGCGUCGCUAUAUUGAGACAUCGGGACAAUUGCGACGCGCUUCCGAUGCGGGUCGCGAGGAGUUUCAGCCACGCCCCAAUUUGCGAACGCCUUGGCUGCGCAUACUGACUUCGCUACCAUUCCUGUCCCUGUUGCUGGCACAUUGUGCCAACAACUGGGGUUUCUGGACGCUGCUCACACAGAUUCCCACAUUCCUAAAGAACGUGCUCGGUAUGGACAUAAAGCACAAUGGUCCGCUGUCGGCGCUGCCCUACUUCGCCAUGAUAAUCCUCACGUGCGGCUUUAUCUGGCUGUCGGAUCUGCUCAAGAGACGUGGCUCCGCUAUGUCCUUAAGCUUCUCCAGAAAGCUAUUCAACUCGCUAGGCCUAUGGCUACCAAUGCUGGCCCUAAUUGGUCUGGGCUUUAUUACCAAAGGCGAGGCUAGUGCUAAACUAGUAAUUGGAUUGCUCACAUUGGCAGUGGCCACGAAUGCUGCCAGUUAUUUGGGCUUCCAUGUCAAUCACAUGGAUCUGUCACCCAAUUUCGCUGGCACGCUGAUGGGCAUAACGAAUUGCGCUGCGAAUGUGAUGAGCAUAUUGGCGCCACUGAUUGUGGGAUUGCUUGUAAAGGAUGAGACAAACCCAACCCAAUGGCGAAUUGUGUUUUACUUCACCGCCUUUGUCUACUUCAUUGGCAAUCUGGUGUUCAUCAUCUUUGGUCGCACCAGUGUCCAAUCGUGGAACAGCCCAGUCAGCGCACAACAGAGUCGAACUCCACAAGCUGACGCAAAUGAGGAUGAGGAACGGGCGCGCCUUAUUGAUUCCUAGAACGAAGCCUCGAAUUUUAUAUUGUUGGCGUGGGAGUCUGAUAAUGAAACUGAUGUACCUAACGUACGGUAUUAGAAGGAAUUGAUUGUCGCUAAUGUACAAGCUUAUACAGAUAUAUUAUAUUAUAUGUAAAUUAUAUAAUUGAUUUAAUUACUGCAUAACACUAUUGAUAGUUAUACAACACAUUAUACACAAAUAUUUACGUAAUAAUAUGACUAUGCAACAA